AUGAUGGAUAGUGGCACGAUUUCUUUACCAUCUCCAUUUCAUGGCAGUGCUCAAACUCUUCUUUAUUGUCGGUCUUUAAAAACUUCUUCAUCAAUAUCUGGAUCAGAUCUUUCGCAAAUAUUAGUCUUUUUACCACGGCUUCGCCGAUUGGCUACUGCUGGUGGUUUAGAUCAGUUGGCUGCUUUUGCAAAUUUUCAAUCAUCUACUGUUAUUCAAUUAAACGUUUUAGAUUGGACGCCUGCAAGUAUUGAUUUAUUAUCAGAAAAUAAUUUUCCUGCUCUUCAAUUCUUAUCAAUUAACCUUGACCAAGCGACAAUUAUUGACGAAGUGACAAUUGUACAACGAAUUAUAGAAAAAAGUUUUGAUACUAUAUCAACUUUAAUUAAUCUACACUAUUCAAAUACAAUGACAAAUCAAGAUUUCACUUCAAGCAUUAACUCAAAUCGAUAUUUACAUUUUUAUAAUGUUCACAUUGAGAAAAGGCGAAUAAUUAUUUGGAAAUAA
Molecule: messenger RNA, 504 nt
Organism: Rotaria sordida
Lineage: Eukaryota; Metazoa; Rotifera; Eurotatoria; Philodinida; Philodinidae
Source: the annotation of a GenBank genome assembly